Molecule: messenger RNA, 12488 nt
Organism: Biomphalaria glabrata
Lineage: Eukaryota; Metazoa; Mollusca; Gastropoda; Planorbidae
Exons: 5
Coding region: 204-10742 (3512 amino acids)
Biological process (GO): regulation of gene expression
Cellular component (GO): nucleus
Molecular function (GO): DNA binding
Source: RefSeq, a predicted model, not a curated record
UAGUGAGUGUGAUUGUUAUCAUUUUGACAAUGUUUGGGACUAAAAACGUUAUCGAUUUUAAAGGGGGACAAAGUUCUAUGAAAAAGGCGAAGGACAGAAUGUUACAAUAGCGCUAUUAGGCAGUAGGCUUACAUGGUGGCACCGCUAAACGUGCCAGAUGUGAUAUUGAAGAUGUCUCUAUUAAAAGUACCUAAAGAAACAUCAUGAAACGUUUAAGUCAGAUAUCUUCUGACAGGAGUAGAGCUACAACUAGGAAAUCACAAGGUUUAUCAAAGAUUGCAGAAAAAAUGGAUGACCAAUUUAUAGAUAAAAAAGCUUUGACUGGUGAGCUGCAAUCUGGUGAUCAGUCAGAACUAAAUGUGUCAAAAGUACUUAAAAAAAGAAUUGCAGUUAGUCCAGUUGGAGAUGGACAUGAAGAAAAAAGACGAAGAAACUCAUUAGAUACAACUGCUAGCAAACGGAAAGGUCCUACAAAGCUCAGAGCUACAAAUGCUUUAGAUUUGUCAUUACCAAAAGCUAAAGGAAAACAAUCCCUGGAUACACAUAACAAAAACUCUGGAGACUUGGAUACUUAUGAAAAAAAUAGUUUUUCUCAGAAUGUACCAAAAGAAGUUGUGAAAGACUUGAAAGAAGUUAGGACUCAAGAAAUCAAACGCCUGGCUACUACAGAUGGUUUCUGGUCAUCAAAACCAACCAGUAGAUCUAACAGCCCAGUUAUAAUGAGUGAUCUAGUAGAUAGCCAUUUGCAUCAGAAAACACCAGUAGCCUCAUUAAGAGGCAGUCGCAAUGCCACACCUGAUGUGUCUCCUUCCUCAGCAAGGUCAAGGUUGUCACUAAAACAGCAGAAAAAGGAGCUGGAAGGUGAGGAGUUAGCUAAAUUGAACCAACUUUUGGAGUUGAAACGUUUAAAAACAACUGAUGGCUUCUGGUCCCCUAAUACACUGCAGUUUGGGCCAAGAAAUGCUGGCUCCCGGGAUGAAAGCCCUUCUUCGGCUUCAUCCUCCUUAGAAAGACUAAGUAAAAAAAAUAAACAAUUGGUGCAAAUGAUUGAAGAAGAAAAAGUUGGAAACUUCAGCAACAUGAAGAAAGAUAAGCUUGAGAAAGCAAAGUCAAGGAAUGCUCCUAAUUCUAAAGAGCAACAGCAAACUAUAAAAGAAAGUACAGGCUCUGCUAUGGAAAAAGAAACUGUGUUCAUUAAACGUCGUGGUAGACCUAAGAAAAAAAUAUCCAUUGGGAAUGCAGCAGCUAUAUCAGUAGUGAAGAAAAUAAUGAAAAAGACAGUUGCAAAAGCACAUUAUAGUAAUGAUCAAAGCUUAAAGACUGUAAAACCAAAAGGUAGGCCUAAAAGGCAGAACCCUUCAUUGUCAGCAGAUGAGAUGAAACAGACUGCUGGAUCUAUCCUAAGUAAAACUAGCUCAAAUGAAGAGAUACAGUCAGUGCCAUUGCAAGGUCCUUCAUUGUUUGCAGAGGUUUCAAGUAAUAAGCCAAAAAGAGGCAGACCUAAACUGAUAAACCAAGUUGGUAAACAAUUAGGCAAACCUAGAAUGUCUGGGAGACAUAAAAAUUUAGGUACAACUAACCAGCAAAAUCAACAUGUUUCAACAACAAAAAUCAAUGGAAAAAAAGUUAAAAAUACUGGUUCUGAGAUGGCCUUUUUGAAGCAAGAUUCUAGUAAAAUCAGUCCUGUUGCUUCAUCUGUAGAUAAGAAAUUUAAAGUUCACAUGCAAACAGAAACAUCAAAGCUAGAGAAAUUAAACAAUCAAGAGACACACUGUCUAGAAAAUGUAGCUGUGAAGAAAAGAAGAAAAAAGAAAGUAAAAGUUAUUGACAGUGAUAAUGUCAACAUGAAACCUACUGAUGUAAGCAAUGAAUAUGAAGAACAGAAGAACAUUAUUAUUCCUGAAAAUUUAUCAUUAUCUCUUGCAACUAAUCAACCAUUAGUCAAGCCAAGGAGAAAGAAGAAAAAUAAAAUAGCUUCAGUCGAUGUGAAGACAGAAGCAUCACUUGAGUCACAGUUAAGGUCUGAGUCUAACAUUGCACCAUCUGUAGUUGCUGAUGGCACACUUGUCAAACCAAGAAAAAAAAGGAAAAAGAAGAUCAAAUCAGUCGAUGGUGAUACUGCUAGUAUUAAUCUGCCAUCAGUAGCCAGUUUACCAAGUUUGACUGAAGAACUUUCAAGCAAUACCCCAUCUAUUGUCACUGAAGUUAAACCUGUAAAGCCCAGGAGAAAAAGGAGAAAGAAAAUGAAUGCUAUCAAUGGUACUGAGACUUUCUUGGAACAUGGUGAUAGUGUUGGCAUAGCACCUGAACUCACAUCUGGGAUAAACUUAGAGGAUGUUGCACCAACUUCUGAUCUCACCACAUUUCAGCCUGUCAAGAAGAGGAAAAAGAAAAUCAGAUCAUUAGAUAGUCAAGAAGCUACUACAGACACUAACACUUCAAAUAUUGAGGCAACUAUUGAAUGCCAGUCAGUGACAAAUGUUUCUUUUCUAGAAAAUUCAGUAGUUACAGAAACUAUAGAAGUACCUCCUACAAAGCACAAGAAAAGAAGAAAAAAGAAAAUACUAGAUGUGCAUAAAAUAUCUGAAAGUCAAAAUGAUGAAAAACUAGCCAAAUGUAGCCCAACUUCUACUGACCUAAAGCCUUUGACUUCCGAUAUUCGCAUAACACCUGAACUUCGACGCUUAAACACCACAGCUGGAUUUUGGGCACCAACCCCAGAUUUUGGAUCUGUUUUAAAUAUGCCUAACUUUAGAAGGUCAGUAGUGAAAAACAAGACACCAAAGACCACUCAAAGUUUUCCCUGGGUUGCUAAGCCAGAAAGUAGUUUGCUCCAACAUCGCAAAAAAAAGUUGAAUUCCUUAAAACAAACCUUACAUAAAGUCAGAAACUUGUCCAAAUUAGAUAUAAAUGAAGGCAUUCAUCAUCCUGACACUGGCAGCAUUGGCAUUAGUGCCAUGCUCACAGACAGCUCUUCACCCGCAAGAGUUAUCAAAAAGAUGAGCAGGCGACAAAGACUAAAGAAGAUUUUGUCUAAAAUUAAGAGUGAUACAGUGAAAUUAGAAAAUAGUGAAAGCAGUGUCAUUAGCACAUCUAAGGAAAUUUUAGACAAAGAAUCUGAAAGUGCAUCUUAUUUGGAGAGAGAUAUACAACUAAAUACAUUUCAAACUGAAGAAUGUGCUAAAGAGCAAGAAAGCACAAAGUUGUGUGGCUCAGUAACUGAUUCAACACAAAAUAUCACUGAAGAUAUGCAAGUAGACAGUGUAAAGUUUGAGGAUAGAAAUGAAAAAGUUUCCUCAGUUUUACAACUUUCUGGUGGCUGUUUAAAUCCAAUUGACCAACAUGCUUGCACAAGUAGUGUUGAAGAAAAUAGUUUAGAAGCUGAAGACAGAACUAUAGUUACCAGUAGUUGCUUCAAUCCAAGUGAUACGGCAGAUCUAGAAAAGCUUGCUACUAACUUAGGGAAUCUCACUAAUGAUCUUGAGACAAACAUUUUAGCACCAGAUCUCAUCAGAAAUAGGACAGACUCUUCACCAGAAGAGCUGUCUCUGACAACCAAUCAGCAUUUGGUUGAGAGUAGUGAUGAGCUGCAGCAUGGAAAUGAAUCUGUGUCGGGUGAGACAAGUGCUUUGCUGAACUUGCAGAAACAAGAAAGGGAGAACAUAUUUGAUAUGUUCAGUCAAGCAGUUAGUGAAGCAAAACAGGAGAGUGAGAAAAAAGCAGAUGAUCAGCUAUCUAUACAAUCUGAGGGAAAAGCAGAUGAUCAGCUAUCUAUACAAUCUGAGGGAAAAGCAGAGAUUGUGAGUGAAAGCAUGGAGGAAAAGCUUAAAACAGAGCCAAGCACCAUUUCCCUUUCUACUUCUGAUCAAGAAUCUAUGGUCAUGAUCAGUUGUGAAAUGGUAGUGUAUGAUAAUAAAUCCAAUACAACUGAAAGCACAGAAAGUUCAGGAAAGAAAAAGUUUGAGGUCACAUCUUUAAAAGACACCAUCAUUGCACAGACUUUAUCAAGGAAUAAUUCUUUGCUGACUGCUCCAGUUGUCAAACAUUCAUUUGAUACCAGUUCCACUACAGAACUUAGUUCUGGCCAUUCAGAACAAUUAGAAAAUCCUGAUAAAACCUCUAAAAAACUUAGUGAGGACGAUGCAAAAUAUGAACUAAACAAAACUGUAACAAAUGGAAACUUGAUAGAUGAUAUCAUUCAGCCUGAAAUUAACACUAUUCAAGACUUCAAUGAUGAACAACAGUUGACAUUCACAGAGGAAACAGGUCAAGCUUGUAAUUCAGCAGUUUCUGCCUUGGCUGAUAACUUAGAAAAUUGUCUGUACAAAAUUGUUGGUCCAACUGCUACAAACUUACUUUCUAAAUUGUCUCAUAUUGAGAACAGAACCUUCAGAAAAAGGAAAGGUAAGAAGACAAAGACACUUUGUUUUGUCCAGCACAAGUCACACAAGGCUGUGCAACUUACAAAAUCUGAUCUGAAAUUGGAUGAAUUGGCUGACAGUAAGACAAUACCUUCCCAGAAAUAUUUCCCAGAGUCCAGCUCUUCAUUAUCAACUAUCACAGCAGCUUCAACAUCUCUCAGUACUGAACAUCAGGAUCAAUCUAUUCCAUUGAUUUCAGUACAACAAAUACCCAUGAAAACUCCACUGCGACGUGUUCGAAAAAAGAAAAGAAAUAUUUGGAAAAAAGGUGUUGUGAAAAAAAAGUCAACCUGUUUUGCAAAUAGAAUGAAGAAACAGCUCCAAUCUGAGCAGUUGCUUCCAUCAGAUGAUAAAAGUUCAAAAAUACUAAUAGCUAAAGACAAUCCACAAGAUGUUAAAGGUGAUGAUUCUGUUGAGCAGGUUUCAUGUCAUGGUCAAACUAAUACUCCAUUGUCCGCGAUGAGUUCUUUAAAAGAAAAAAGAAUGCUCAAAAGACUUCAGACCAAUGCAAAUUUAGCUAAUGCAGUUUUAAAUGAUGAAGUCCUUAAAGGCAGAUUUCUAAGACGUUCACAUCCUAAAGAUGGGAUUGAUUUUGAAAGCAGUUCUGAGGGUUCUAACAUGAUGACUGCCUUGCGGGUAGAUAUUCCAGAAGAAACAAAACGGAGAAGAGGGAGACCCAGAAAGUUGCACAACUCUUUGCCCCAGUUAACUCCAUCUCAUCUAAGUGGACCAGUAAGCAGGGCAUUAAGAGGGAAAUCCCCUCCGCACUUGUCACCACAGGUUGACCCUAGUUCUAAGAAAAAUGGUUCAACUCCUAACUUGUUUACAUUUGAUGACUACAGAUUCAAUCAGGACGGGGAUAUCCCUUUUGAAAAUGUUGAUGAAACUGACCUUCAUUUGUACCUCUCUGGAGUUAGUGAUGAAGAUCAGUCACCACAGAAAGAUACUUCUACUGGUUCUGUGUUUGCCCAUUCAUCUCAUGAAAAUGUUGAACUUUUAAACUUCUGUGCACUGCCACCAACAAAAGAAGCCCUAACCUCCUCUUUAGAUAUACUUCAGUCAGUAGCACACUCAUCUCCCUCACUCCCUAAAGAACCUAAAAAGGUUGGUCGUCCAAAGAUGAAGGGUCGAAGAGGAAAGCCCCCAGGCAUGCCAAUGACAGAGGAGGAAAAGACUAAAAAGCAACACAAAGCAGAUGCCAAACGGUCAAAAAAUGUUACCAAUCUAGUACCUGCAAUUACCUACCAACAGCAGCCAACUAUCUACCAGUUUUUUAAACGACCAAGAACAGCCAGAAAAUCUCUCAAAACCUCACCAGACAGCAUGCCAAGCAGCACAUUUUCACUGAGGAAAAAAUUCACUCGUUCCCCGUUAGAAAUGCUUGAAAUAAAAAGAAGACAAGAGGAAGCUAUCUAUGAUAUGGAAGAAGAAAGAAAGCAAACUAGGCGCAUUCUUUUGAGAGAAAAGCGUGUAGCAAAAGAAUCAUCAGAUGGAUCUCUUGAAGAGGACAUUGAGGUUGGGGAACUGGUAAUAAAACCCUGUUCAGUUCUCUUAUCUGACUUUGUCAAGAAAUUGCAGUUGGACAGCAUAGAAUCAUUCUCUGACAAUUCUGCUCAUGAAGAACUUGAGAAAAGUGUGAAUAUAUCUCCUACCAAAUAUGCUAGUAUAGAAGAUGAUCUAGAUGAUGAAGAUUGGUGUGCAGAUUUAGAGAGCUUUGAAAGUGACGAUGAAGAGGAAGAAUGGAGAGUAAAUGAGAUGCAGGAGUAUCGUCCUUACAUUCCAAGGUUAAAGCUUAAGAGAGUUGUGAAAAAAGACAAAGCUCUAGAGGCUGGAAAGAAAAGCCCACUGUCCAGUACUCCUAAACCAGUACAAGAGCCUAUCAAACUAGUCAUUAAAGCUGAGUCUGUCACUGACUGCAGCUAUAGUGGAUUCAAAUCUAGUCUAGAUUUGUUAACAGUGGUACCCAGUGGGUUUGAAGCAAGUUAUGUGGAUUUUUUAAAAGAUUGUCAAAGCAAGGAUAAAGGCCAAAACAAGAGGAGUUUUUCCUCCAAGCCUUUACAAGAUAGAAUGCAAAGUAAUUUACUCAAUGCAACUGUUAGUGAGGCAUGCCAAGAAAACCCCACAGUGUCUAGAAAGACUUUACCUGGUGAGGAGGAGGAUGAAGAUUUGCUGAUUGUUGAUCUGGAAGAUGGGGUCCAUGAACAGAACUCUAUUGACUCCAAUAAAGACAGUGAUUCUGUAAUAACAGAAGGCAACCCAGAUGAGAACUCAGAAAUGACCCAACAAAAUGUCAUUCAGAGAACCAUUUCCAAUGAUGAAAUGGGACUAAUGCUAUCUUCAUAUCAUGAUGGCAAAGAUGUCGUAGUUCCUGACCAACUUAAUUUGUCUCUUGAGAAGCCAUCUGAUCAAAUAGAUACAAAUUGUGAAGUACAAAAGACUGCAUUUCAAGAAAGUAAUAUUACUGUCAAAGACAAUGCAGUUUUAGUAUGUAGUAUUAAUACUUCAGACAUAAACAAAGACCAAGAGAAAAAUACAGAUGUUAUACCAAAGCAAGUACAGAAGCAGAGAACAGAAACUAGGCUAGAAACAAGUAAUGAGAUUCAUGAAAAAACACCACAGUCAUUGAAUGCCUCUGAGAAUAGUACAUGUGAACAUAGUGCAGAUAAAAGAGCAUCAGAAGACAUAAGCUAUCAAUCUCCCAAAGCAGUUGUAGAUGGGAAGAAAAAAUCAAUGAUCUCAGACCAGAGUCCUAUACAUUCCACACAAGAUGACUCCUCACCCGAUGGCUGGAGGCUAAAGGUCAUCCAUCAAAAAGACAAAGUCUCAUGUGGUCAGUAUAAAUGUAGACGUUGUGACUUUACAAGCUCAGUCAAACUGACCAUCGAGUCGCACAUAUAUAGCCACCAUCAUGGAGUUCAGUUUCGAUGUGGCUAUUGUGAGUCAGAGUUCAGCACUGUUGUGGCAACUGUGACACACCUGAAGAACAUUCAUUCUGGAAAAGAGGCCCAAUUGUACAUCAACCGCCACAUUGAUGAAAGAAAUUAUUAUGAAAUAGAUGAAGCUGUUGUAUCUGAUGAGAACACUCAUUUGGCUAAAUCCCAGACGUCCAAUAUAGGUGGGGAUGGUCAGUCACCUCCUUUAAUCAUAUCUCUGGUUGUAAAACGUGACAACAGAAGGUCAUCUGCUCCACUUAGGCGCUAUGUUUGUACACACUGUGGUUUCUCCACUAAUGUAAAAGAGGAUGCAGAGCACCACAAGAAUGACCUUCAUGGGUCAGAUAACCUCUUUGCCUGUGUUCUUUGCAAGGAAACAAUUUUCUCUUCCGAGGCAGAAAUUAAGCAGCAUAGUAUCUCAGUGCACCCGUCUCAUGCUCGCUCAUACAGAAAGUUGCCAGAUUAUUAUGAUUCAGAACAUCUAAAUGCAAAGGGGAGUAGUCCAAGCCAAGAAGGAGAUGAUAUUUUGGAGAAACUGACCUCUAUUCUUCAUGGAGAGAAACCUGUUCAGGACUCUGUAACUGUUGACCACAGACAGAAGGCCAAAGACUAUCUCUAUUUGCAAGAAGAAUGGAAAGAAAAGACCACAGUUGAGGCUGACAGCACAACAGAAGUAGAGUUUUCUGAAGAGGGUCUUGUAGAUACAGCAUCUGAGUCUUUGAGUCAAGGGAAGGAAAACAAAGAAACCUCUGACAACUCUGAAACUUCUGCAGUCUUAUCUAAUGUCGCUUUAACAUCCACGGAGCUGGAACCACAACCAAUGGUCACUAUAAGUAUAAGCUCAUCCAGUACUGUUGAAGUAAAGGAGGUACCUAUUACUAAAGAAGAAGAAGAACAGAUAGGCCAAAACUUAGAGUGUGCUGAGAAAACUCUACACCAUUCAAGUACUGAGCAGUCAGUGAAAGUAGGCAUUAAACCACAUAAUACAGCAGUGGAAGGAGGCAUUGAACCCUCUGAUACAGCAGUGGAAGAUGAAGAAACUACCAACACUGAUAAUUUAGAUAUAUCUGCUGAUGAUAGUAUGGGCUUGAAAAUUAUUCAGGUUGUCAGUCUGAGUGAGGCCCCUGAGAAUUUAAUCAAAGAUCCCAUCGCCAAAGAAGUUUUAGAAGCUUUGGCAGGUGAAACAGACCAGCAGAAUAUUGCAGAGCAAACUGAAACAAGUGAUGAUAUUACAGAUGAUACUCCACAAGAUCUUACAGUCAACAAGCAAGCUAGUACUAAAGAUCAGCACAAUAUUACCACAUUAACUACGUCUGCUCCAGCCCCAGUUACAGCAUCUACUACUGCUUCUGCUGGCCAGACAUCAUCAUCAUCUUCUGCCAACAGUGGAUUGCCUCUUUCUUACAAAUGUAAUGCUUGCAAAGUGCAUACCCCAUAUUUGCUCAUGAUGGUGAAGCACCUGAAAGCUAGACACCCCAACAUGCGCUGCUUUGCCUGUCCGUAUUGCAAGGCCAUCAACAGUUUUAUCAGCCAGAAGCAACUCAGACAUCAUGUUAAAAAUGCACAUCCAGAUAAAAUUGGCAGAAACGAAAUAGCUCUUUCAGAUGAAGCAAAAAAAUUUGUAGAAGCCAUGGUGCUUCCCAACAGCUCAGAAUGUAUUCGUGUAGGUAAUAGGAUAGUGCUGGAGGAAGAUCUUCACACAUGUACAUACUGUCAGCUGAAGAUGACAUCAUUGGCUCAGGUUUAUGAGCACCUGAACAACAAGCACUCUGAUCUCUUUGAAUUUGUCUGUCCAGUGUGUCAGGGUUUUAAGAGCAAAGCUCUGCAAGAGAUAUCUAUCCACUGUGUGCAGGCACACAACUCUGCUCUCGAUACUGAUAAGGUCCAUGUUUCUGUGCCCAAAAACUUGUUUCAUGUUCUGAACUGCAUUUCCAAAGGUGGAAAGUACAUUGAAAAAAGUCUUAGUGCUUCUGAGGAUCCUUCCAUUAAGCAGACUGUGGAUGCAGGGCAAACUGUAUCACAGGAUGCCUCCACAACAGCAGCAGCACGCCUGACAGGAGAAAGUUCUAAAGACAUGUCUAAGUUGUCACCAGGAAGAGCUUCAGUAAUGCCACCAUUGAUAGCUGCAGUGAAUCAGUUGCCUGCAGUCCAGCAGCAAGUUCCACACAUGGUCUUCUCACAGGCUCCACUCAUAGCUAUUCCUUUAAUGCCUGGUAGCAUAAGUAAUCUUCCAACAGCAGCCGGGGCUAGGCCAAUGAUUGCAUUUUCCAGUGCCCUUUUUGAUACAUCCACUUUGACAUCUCCUCCUCAGUUAAUAUCAUCUGUUGCUCCUAGCCCAGCUUCAGUCUUGCCUAGUACCUCUGGAUUACCAAGCUUUUUAUCCCCAGCAUUUCAACAGCAGAACACUACUGACUUAAAGGCCACAUCCCCUGUCCGACAGAUCAAACCAAAGCAUUUGCCAGUGUUGAAUGUCCCAAAUAUUAAGCCUAGGGUAUCCCAGCCAUCAACAUUGGUUCCAGUGUCUAGCCCCUCUGAUCAGUCUCAUAGACACAUUCCAGUACAUACUAUCUCAUCACCGAUCAAAGGAUUUAGCCCUGCAUCACAUGAGGUCAACAAUUUGCCAGAUACUGAUCCAAGUCCUGAUGCUUUCAAAAUAUUCAAUCUUCGUCCAACAGCCCCUCUCCCCCCAUCAUCUUCCCCAUCUGCAAAUGCGCCUAUGGUCUUCCCUCCUGUUUCAUCUUCUGGAUUUAUUCAGGGACCAAUUGCAGGCUUUCCAGCUGGCAUGGUAGUUCCACAAAACUUAGUGCCUUUUGUUUUUAAUCAACCUCAACCCAUGAUGAUUGCACCCAGACAAUCAACAGUACAUGGUGGUAAAAGCAUGAGGCCAUCUACCAUGUCUGCUUUAACCUCAACACCUGAGCAACGGAUAAAGCUAUCAAUGCCUUCAGAGCAACGUAUGAGACCAACAAAUAUGCCCUCUCCAUUAGCAGAAUUUGAGCCAUCCUCAUCUAAGAGUCAGCCUUCAUACUUUAAAACUAGAAAUGUUCCUCUUUUAAAAGAGCAACAGCUGGAGCUCCAAAGACAAAGACCUACUCACCCCUCAGGAGCUCGCUCUGUAUCAACACUUGCUGGAGCUUUCCGCUCCUCCUCCUCUGCUACAGCCACAUCACAAUCUUUGGAACAUAGGAAACAUUCAGAAGGCCUGACAAGUGUGCCAGCUAGUCCUGGCUUGCCCAGGCCUUCAAAGGGUAUUCACAAGCGAAGCAGCUCCAUCUAUCAGUGUCCAUAUUGCCCAGGAAUAGUUACACUAAAAGCUCUGGAAGUUGCUUCUCACAUACAGAAUUACCAUCCAGGGCAUCAAGUCACAUUUAAGAAAAUAGCUCACUAAAACAAGAGCUAAACCUGUCACACUUAAGUGUAGUACGAAUGUCAUUUAAUCUAUUGAUGAAUUUUGUUUGAGAAUACUUAGCAAGGCUAAUUGCCAAAAAACUAAGUGGUUGUCUUAGUUCAAUAAUUUUAAGCCUUAGACAUUGUAAAACUGGUUCACUUACUAGGACUACAAGUAAUGAAGGUAUUUGUCUAUUAGAACUUAAAAUUGGCACCUGAUCAAGAAGUUGUUAAAAGAUUUUCAUGGAAAAAUGUUGUUUGAGUGCUUUCAUCUAAAUAUCAUUUGGAUUGUUGGCUACCUCUUGCAGUGGAUAAAGCUUAGCAGUUAUCAAUUCUAUUCUAACUCAUACAUGACUUCUAAAAGGAAGUGAUGUUUCUCUAAUCAACAGUUGGAUUUAUCAUCAAUUAAUUUCAAUAUAAAUCUUAGAUGUCAAUUUUUGUGGGGGGGUUUUUAACAUUCAAGUUAAUGGCUUCAGAAUUUUGAAGCAAUUAAAAUGUUUAAUUCAUUGGAUACUAUUCUAUUUUUAUUACCAAUGUAAAUAAUAUAUUUUAUGUAUUUGUCAAACCAUGAAGUUAUUUUAGGUUUUUAAAACUGGCCACUUGAUUGCUGAAUACAAUGUUCUUACACUUUUAGUUGAUGACUACAAAGUAUUGAAUACCAUUCACUCUAUAUACUGAAACUAUUCUUAUUCUAACCUAGCACUUUACAAAAGUUGACUUUUGGAGGAAUGAGAACCUUGAGCCCACUGAUACAAAUAGAGAUCUAGGUAUUUCUAACCUUGUAGUAUCUAGGGGCUAUCCUCUUCCUAGUAGUAUGUAUACUCUUGUUGUAGUGAAUAGCUUUUUAUAUAUUUUUCUUUCCACAUUCUGUAUCCUCUAUGUUGACAUUCUGCCUUCUAUUCAAGUGCCUUGUGUGACCUAAUGUGAUGUGUGAGAGGGGGAGGGCUAUCUCUCCUAGCUUGCAUUGAGUUUGUUGUGCUGUGCUGAGUCUAACAACAAAGCUAGGAAUGUACAGGAUACAAGAACUGUUGUGACUGUGUAGUUUUCUACUGAAGAAUGAGUGCCAUGGCUUCACAACCACCAGUCUACACUUAUGAGCUGUUAGGGAGUUUGUAUGUUUGUCUUAUAAUGUCUCUAUCCUUCAAAUUAGAAAUCAGUUUGUGGUUCUUCCUCUUUUUUUAUAGUUUUCUCCUCUGUUAUGGCAUAUGAAGUUAGGGUUCUGAUUGUCUGUUUUUGAAAGUUAUGUAAUGACUGUUUCCUAUUUAGCCAGAUAGUAGUUUACAGUGAUAACAUCAUGUGUCAAGUCUUGAAGGAUUUUAUUGUUACUUAACAGACAACUUGCAAAUGAAUUUAUUAUAUAUACAUCAUAGACAAGUCCUGUUUUAUUUCAUAGAACUUAAACAAUUAUAUAGUAUCUGUGCUGUUCAUAAGAUGAAAACUUAUUUUGUACAGUUUUCAUUUUGUUUAAAAAAAAAAAAAAUAUAGUUACUUGUUUUAAAACUUAUCUUGAAUAUUAAUAUGAUACUACAAGGCAUUUAUGUAUAAACUAUUUAUUGAGAAGAGUUUUGUUUAUUCUCUGAUGUAUUAUGGCUAUAGACAAGACUGUGUUGUUAUAUGGUCUACAUUAUGCAUUAUGUACAUAGUCAAUUUAUGCCAUGAACUUAGCAGUUAAUGAAAAUGUUAAAUCAUUUUGUAUUCAUUCAGUUUGAACUCGGACUAUUUCAUCAUUAAACAUUGUCUACAAGAA